AUGAAUGCACCUGGAAAUAAUCAAAUGAUUGCCCCAAAAAUUCAAAAGCAAUUGGUGAAUGCUUGUGCAGUUGAGACCACAAAUGCUAUUCUAGCUGAUCUUGGAGAUAGGUGGUUCACUUUACUACUUGAUGAGGCUCGAGACUGUUCAAUGAAAGAGCAAAUGAUAGUUGUUAUUAGAUAUGUGAACAAACAUGGAGAGGUGAUUGAACGAUUUAUGGUUGUAGUUCAUGUUGCAACAACUACAACUGCUUGUUUGAAGGAGGCAAUCGACUCUUUAUUUGCUAAGUAUGGUUUGUCAGUGGCGAGAUUGAGGGGUCAAGGAUAUGAUGAUGCUUCAAAUAUGUCUGGAGAAUUUAAUGGCUUAAAGUCACUGAUAAUGAAAGAAAAUCCGUAUGCAUUGUAUGUUCAUUGUUUUGCUCAUCAACUCCAGCUAGUGGUUGUAGCUGUUGCUCAAGCAAAUCAAUAUGUUUGUGAUUUCAUGUGGAUUGUUGGUUCAAUUGUAAACACAUCUGCAUUAUCUUGCAAAAGGGCCGACAAACUUCGACAACUUGAACAUGACAAAAAAGUUAAACUUCUUGAAAGAGGAGAGAUUAGUUCUGGUAGAGGACUAAACCAAGAAACUAGUCUAGCUAGACCUGGAGAUACACGAUGGGGGUCUCAUCAUUCAACUUUAUGUCGUAUUGAACAAAUGUGGCCAUCUGUUAUAGAGGUUCUUCAAAAUUUGAUUGAUGAUGGUGAUCGUUCUUCUAAGGGUUUAAGUAGAACUUUGGUUGAAAGAAUGGAGAGGAACUCGUUCUCUAGAUUUGAUGUACAGAAGUUAGUGCGUCUAGCUCAUUUUUAUGAGGAUGAUUUUUCUUGGAAUGAGCGUAUGUUGGUUGAACAAGAGCUUGAAACAUAUAUUGAUGACGUCAGAUCAGAUGAACGAUUUGAAGGCAUUUCAGAUUUGGGAGCUCUUGCAAAGAAAAUGAUUGAAACAAUGAAGAACCGUGUAUUUCCUUUGGUUUAUCGGAUGAUUGAGCUAGCCUUACUUCUUCCAGUUGCUACUGCAACCGUUGAAAGAGUGAUUGGAGAUGAAUGGAUGAAUGAUAGUUUGGUAGUCUAUAUCGAGAAAGAUGUUUUUAAUACUGUCGAUAAUGAGCCAAUUUUACAACGUUUUCAGAACAUGGAAUCUUGA
Molecule: messenger RNA, 1176 nt
Organism: Zingiber officinale
Lineage: Eukaryota; Viridiplantae; Streptophyta; Magnoliopsida; Zingiberales; Zingiberaceae
Product: zinc finger MYM-type protein 1-like
Exons: 3
Coding region: 1-1176 (391 amino acids)
Source: RefSeq, a predicted model, not a curated record